Molecule: messenger RNA, 2690 nt
Organism: Radiomyces spectabilis
Lineage: Eukaryota; Fungi; Mucoromycota; Mucoromycetes; Mucorales; Radiomycetaceae
Exons: 7
Coding region: 149-2557 (802 amino acids)
Source: RefSeq, a predicted model, not a curated record
GGCUGGAACCCGGAAUUGCCACCUCUCUGUUUCCUUUCUACGUCGGCUGUAUACCUCUUUUUACCUUUUUUAUAUUUCUAUUUUUUACCCCCUCCUCCCCUCCUGCCUUUCUUUUUCUGCUGGCUUGUGAAUAAAGUGGGAAUUCACCAUGUCACACUCACCAGCAUCUGAGGAAAAGAAAGCACUGUUGCGAAAGGUGUGUGCGGAUGCGUUGAGAGUGAUGCCUUCUCACACGCCAGUGACGUUCAACGGAGAACCUUCGUAUGCGACUUUUUUACCACCUACGGAGAUACUAAAGAAUACCAGACACGCCUACCUGUCAUUUGAGAAACGACCCAUGUGGCAGCCCAUUCCCGAGGGUGCGAUCCUUGAUCAUAAAUUCCUCAAGAUGAAACAUCACGUCGUCCCAGAUCCCACGUGGGUUCCCCCGGUCAAAGAGCGACCGCCACCUUCACCGGUGUUCCCGCGUAGCCGUGGUAUUAAACUGAGAGACGUUGAUACAAUCAUUAAAGAAGAUCGUAUGCUCCGUUCCCUGUCAGAAGAAGAACGUGAAGCGUACAGUUCAUCUCGAAAACCUCAGCAACAAGGACCGUCUCAACCGCCCAAUAAACCGCCGCCGCUACCCAAAAAACCCGAUCCUGUCAUGGAUAUAAUUAACGAAAUUACAGCCGCGAGCCGGCAUUUGAGUUCUGCACCUCAUCCGUCCACCACAAAAUCUUCCAUUCCGUCUUCUUCCAAUCCCAACAACAAAACCACUCCCACCACCGCCACCGUCACUACUCCCAUUCAAUCCUCUUCCAAAAACAAAGAAGACGGUACUCCACGGAAGAAGUCCAAUUCCACUACUUCUGGACGACCCACCACCUCUGGAAAAGGCGUCAAGUCAUCCGCCGAAUUGUCCAAAGCUCAAUCAGUGCACGGCCGAUCCACCCCCGAACAACGGAAACCGUCCCCACCUAUUUACAGUCACAUAUCUCUUCACGACCUAUUAAUUGCUAGGGACUUUAUGCCGUUGCAUAUGGAUGAUCCUGUGGUGAAUCGGAAACUGUCGCAAUUGAAAGAAAAAUCCACCACGAAAAAUAAACCGAAAUAUGCGAGACCAAUUUUACGUCUGCACGUGAAAUUAAAGGUGCCAGAAGCCAAACGGUCUCGGUCCAAAGAAACUUUACCGGAAACACAGACCACUCCGCUACGAAGUAAAAAGUCGGUGUCUGCAGCUGUGGAGUCGGAACGAGAGGACGAUACGAUGGCGACCAAAGCACAGCCACGGGCAGAGAUUUCUCGUGAAAGGAGCAAAUCCGCUGCUGCACGAGAUCGAUCCAUGGAACGGUCACCGGAUGCAGCCAAACAAUCGAUUACCCGGAAACCAUCGCCUCGGAAACCGUCGCCGGUGCCUCAUCGCGCUGUAAAGAAGGAAUCAACCCCUGUGAGUGGGGACAUGACGUCGCAAGAUGAUGCUCAGCCGCCGGCAAAAUGGAGUUUACCGACAGGCACGAUACCAACCGAGUUUAUACGAUCCAUGAAGAUUCCAAAACGGACACGAAGCGAACCCAAACCCGAAGAAAAACCUUCGCUCUUGCCUACCAAACGAAUAAAGGAACAAGAGGUGGAAUUGGAAGAAGGAGAGACCAUCAGCCCGUCCCCUUCGCCCAUGGGACCGAUCGCUGCGACGACGACGAUCGAGGUGCCUUUGGAUACGAAACGAAGGCGUCAAACGACGUCGGAUCGAGAGAUGCCUCGACAUCGUUCGUCAAGAAAAGAUAGUCAUGACCGCAAAGAGAGUCGACAUAGAGGAGGAGACGACAGGGAUGAAGAUGAUCGACGUCGUCAUUCAAGGAAGGAAAGUCGACGAUAUGAUGACGACCGAUUGGGUGACGAUCGUCGUAAAGCGAAACGUGACAGUCGCUCUUUGGAGGAAGAAAGGUACGACGAUGAUCGACGAAAAUUACAUCGUAAGAAUAGUCGAUCGUAUGACGAUGAUGAUAAACCCGAUCGAAGUCAACGUCGUGACAGUCGACAUUCGUCUUCAUCGUAUACGGAAAAAUCGCGUCGUGGUGGAGCUGGAAUGAGCCCCAUCGCUCGAUCCCCUUCGGUAUCACGAAAACUGUCGUCGACCAGUUCUUCGGAAUCGAAUCAUCGAAAAACACCGACCGCCGAUACCCUCUUGCAACGUCCUUCUUCUACCUCGUUGGAAGGAGCCGUGUCACCAAACCUGGCUUCUCAAAAGCUGUCGCCCAUGACAGGUUCGACAGUCACUCCCGAUACAAAGGAUUUGCAAAAGGGAUUGUCCAUGUCUCCUCGACACGGUUCCAAAGACUUGUCCACGAAACCCAGUUCGACUGUGGAACCCGAUCAACAUUCGUCAUCCGAAAAAGCUACGCCACCUGUUCCUGCUCCUUCCACUCAUGCCUCUUCCACCACCCAUCUAUCGAUUGACAAAGCAGGCGCCUCUUCGUCUGUUUCCUCGCAAUCUCCGACCCCCCAUCAUUCCUACUUGAACGCUACCGCACCGGAUGCCGAGAGUCCAAGUCAACUAAAGAUGUACUCCAUCAUGUAAGUUCCUGAAGCUGGCGACGGCUCACAAGCGUCGGGGGGAUCAUGCGAGUACGGAAAUUGCGGGAAUUUUGGACCACAUGCAUGCGAUCUUGAAUUACAUCCUUACGUUCUUUUAUCACGAUAAGCUGGGGCAA